AACUUUUAGUUUGAGUUUCUCUACUUUCUGGUUUGAGAGAUCUGAGCACGUGAAGUUGGGGAGGUGGUGUGGAUGGGAAACCAUUAUUGAAAGGGAAGUCUUCUCACAUAUCAUGUGGAAGACUUGAACUCUUAUUAAUUAAAUGUGGAUGUAGAACUGUAGAAGUAACUGUAACUGUAAAUACAUGAUACAAGAGUUGACUGCAUGAUGUGGUAGUGGUAGCAUAGAAAACAUAUGCUGGAGAAAUAUGGAACAUUUGAUGGAGACUACAGUUGGUUUUUUUGACACUGUAUGAGGUGAUGUCAAGUUAAACAACUCCACAGAGUUGGUGGGUCUCCUGGUUUUGUUCAUCAAGAGAGACAGGAAAAUUAGGAAGUCAAAGUCUUGGCUUUCUUCUCUUUUUCCCCCUCUGAGAGAGAAGUUGAAAUGAGAAGCUUGGUUGAGGGAAUGAUAUGAAGGGGGAGGAGAAGAAGAGGAUGGGAAUGAGUUUGAAGAGCAAAGGUGGAGGAGGAGGAGGAGAGGUUAUUGGGAAGGGGAUGGUUACAAAGAAGUGGACUUUAUUGUUUUGUUUGGGGAGCUUCUGUGCUGGUCUUCUCUUCACUAAUAGAAUGUGGACAGUACCUGAAGCAAAAGAGAUCAUCAGGAGAACCGACGUCGGGGAAGACAAGAUAAAGCUUCUUGCAGGCGAUUGUGGCUCAAAAACUAUUGAUAGAAAGCGGCGGCCUAGAGAUGUUCUAGGGGAAGUUUCAAAGACGCACGACGUUAUACAGACACUAGAUAAGACAAUAUCGAACCUUGAAAUGGAAUUAGCUGCUGCAAGGGCUGCACAAGAAUCAAUACUUAGUGGCUCUCCCGUAUCAGAAAAUGUUAAGGUUACUGGAUCAAGUGGACGAAAAAAAUAUUUCAUGGUAGUAGGGAUAAACACUGCUUUUAGCAGUCGUAAGCGGAGAGAUUCAGUUCGUACUACUUGGAUGCCUCAAGGUGAGAAACGGGAGAAGCUGGAAAAAGAAAAGGGCAUUAUUAUUCGCUUUGUCAUCGGUCAUAGUGCGACAUCCGGUGGAAUUCUAGAUAAGGCAAUUGAAGCUGAGGACAGAAAACAUGGAGACUUCAUGAGACUGGAUCAUGUCGAAGGAUACCUCGAAUUGUCUGCCAAAACCAAGAUAUAUUUUGCUACUGCUGUCUCCAAAUGGGAUGCUGAAUUCUAUAUCAAGGUUGAUGAUGAUGUACAUGUAAAUAUAGCAACCCUUGGGACUACUUUGGCUAGGCAUCGUUCAAAGCGUCGAUUAUACAUUGGAUGUAUGAAGUCUGGUCCUGUCCUUGCACAGAAAGGCGUCAGAUAUCAUGAACCCGAAUACUGGAAAUUCGGGGAGGAAGGAAACAAGUAUUUUCGGCAUGCUACUGGUCAAUUAUACGCCAUCUCUAAAGAUUUGGCCUCAUAUAUUUCCAAUAACCAGCAUGUGCUACACAAAUAUGCCAAUGAGGAUGUUUCAUUGGGAGCUUGGUUUAUCGGAUUGGAUGUAGAACACAUCGAUGAUCGAAGAUUAUGUUGUGGUACUCCUCCCGACUGUGAGUGGAAAGCUCAAGCAGGCAACAUCUGUGUUGCUUCAUUUGAUUGGAGCUGCAGUGGAAUCUGCAAGUCCGCUGAAAGAAUAAGAUCAGUGCAUCAACGCUGCGGUGAAAGUGAAAAUGCUCUUUGGAAUGCAGUGUUCUGAUGAAACUCAACAACCAUUCAGUUGUAUUAAUACAAAAAAGAAAAAAGGUGUGUAGUAUAGAGUGUAUGUAUUUGGAUGAUAGAGAAUUAGAGAUUGAUUUCCUCUUAGGAGAGUAGAGGGACCUUUUCCAUUUUACUAGAAAAGAUCCCUGGAAGCUCAAAGGAAACAAGAGAAAUGGUAGAUGUUUUUGAACAGCAUUCUUUACCAGUUAUCAAUAAGACUAAUUUUCAUCCUAA
Dioscorea cayenensis subsp. rotundata (Guinea yam) is the source of this 1948-nucleotide messenger RNA. RefSeq names its product probable beta-1,3-galactosyltransferase 3. Lineage: Eukaryota; Viridiplantae; Streptophyta; Magnoliopsida; Dioscoreales; Dioscoreaceae. Gene Ontology annotation, cellular component: Golgi membrane. The record is from RefSeq and is a predicted model, not a curated record. Gene Ontology annotation, molecular function: hexosyltransferase activity.